AUGGUGUCAGUCCGACUGAGCAGCAGCGACGGCAGUCCCUUACGCCCUGCUAGCUGGUGGGUUUGCAGCUUCACGAAGGUUGACCAUGCUUUCACCAUGCGUUGUGGGUUCCUUUUCUCACGACAAGAAGGCAUAGUGUUCGUCGUCGCUGCGGAGCCGAGGACAGCUGGUCCUGAUGGAGAUGUGGCAGUGGGUGCUGGCGGUUUGAAGGAGGAGGGCCAAGAGCCUUCAAAGGAGUGGAAGGAGGUUUCAAAGGUGGAAUCGUUUAUCUUGGAUCAGGAUGAUCUUGAAAACCCUAUGUUGGAAACAGCUUCUAAACUGCUUUUGUCAAGUACUGCCGACGGUGCUGACCUGAGAACAGUAGAUCCAGAAACCCAGGCAAGAUUAGAAGCUUUACUUGAAGCUGCAGGAAUAGGUAAGCUGUCUACAGCUGACGGUAAAGCAUUUGCAGAUCCUGAGGUGCUUCGCAGACUGACUUCUUCGGUCAGUUGCGCGUUGGAUGAAGCUGCCGCUGCACUUACCCGGAUGAGAGCAGAAAGCACAGCAAAUGCAGGGCAGACGGACAACCGCAGCUUGGCAGAGGCUUGUUCAGAAGGAGAUGUAAACGCUGUGCGCAAGUUACUAAUUGAAGGACGAAGUGUGAACGAGCACACAGAAGAAGGGGAAAGUCUCCUUUGUUUAGCCUGCUCAGCAGGAUAUUAUGAGCUUGCGCAGGUUCUUCUGGCAAUGCAUGCUAAUGUAGAGGACCGUGGUAUUAAAGGAGACAUAACACCUUUAAUGGCUGCUGCUAAUGGUGGACAUGUCAAAAUUGUCAAGUUGCUGCUAGCUCAUGGUGCUGAUGUGAAUGCACAGUCAUCAACAGGCAAUACAGCCCUUACAUAUGCCUGUGCUGGAGGCUAUGUAGAUGUUGUGAAAGUACUGCUGGAAUCGGGCGCUAGUAUUGAGGACCAUAACGAGAAUGGUCACACUCCUCUGAUGGAAGCAGGAAGUGCCGGCCAUGUGGAAGUGGCCAGAGUGCUGUUAGAAAAUGGAGCAGGCAUAAAUACGCAUUCCAAUGAAUUCAAGGAGAGCGCACUUACGCUGGCUUGCUACAAAGGGCAUCUAGAAAUGGUGAGAUUUCUGCUGGAAGCUGGUGCAGACCAGGAACACAAGACAGAUGAAAUGCAUACUGCUCUCAUGGAGGCUUGCAUGGAUGGCCAUGUGGAAGUGGCAAGAUUACUUCUUGACAGCGGCGCUCAGGUGAACAUGCCUGCUGACUCUUUUGAGUCUCCGUUGACUUUGGCGGCCUGUGGCGGGCAUGUCGAACUGGCAGCUUUGUUAAUUGAACGUGGAGCUAACUUGGAAGAGGUAAACGAUGAAGGAUACACACCGCUAAUGGAAGCAGCUAGAGAAGGCCAUGAAGAGAUGGUGGCACUGUUACUUGGUCAAGGAGCAAACAUCAAUGCGCAAACGGAGGAGACGCAAGAAACGGCAUUAACUCUGGCUUGCUGUGGAGGCUUUUUGGAGGUUGCUGAUUUUCUUAUUAAAGCAGGAGCUGACAUAGAACUCGGUUGUUCCACACCUUUGAUGGAGGCUGCUCAAGAGGGUCAUUUGGAGCUGGUUAAAUAUUUAUUAGCUGCAGGGGCUAAUGUGCAUGCAACAACAGCAACAGGUGACACAGCACUGACAUAUGCCUGUGAAAAUGGCCAUACUGAUGUAGCAGAUGUCUUACUUCAGGCAGGCGCAGAUCUGGAGCAUGAAUCAGAAGGUGGAAGAACUCCUCUCAUGAAAGCUGCAAGGGCAGGUCACGUUUGCACUGUUCAGUUCUUGAUUAGCAAAGGAGCAAAUGUGAAUAGAACCACAGCUAACAACGAUCACACGGUAUUGUCGCUGGCCUGUGCUGGAGGUCAUUUGGCAGUUGUGGAGUUACUGCUAGCUCAUGGUGCUGAUCCUACACACAGAUUGAAGGAUGGAUCGACUAUGUUAAUAGAGGCAGCAAAAGGUGGUCAUACCAGCGUGGUUUGUUACCUUCUAGAUUACCCAAAUAACUUGCUUUCUGCUCCUCCGCCUGACGCUACUCAGCUGACCCCACCAUCCCAUGAUUUAAAUAGGGCUCCUCGUGUACCAGUGCAGGCGCUGCCCAUGGUCGUCCCACCCCAGGAGCCUGACAAACCCCCUGCUAAUGUCGCCACAACCCUUCCCAUCAGAAAUAAAGCUGCUUCUAAACAAAAGUCCAGCAGUCAUUUGCCAGCAAACAACCAGGAUGUACAGGGUUACAUCACCAAUCAGUCUCCAGAGAGCAUUGUAGAAGAGGCUCAGGGCAAGUUGACAGAGCUGGAGCAGAGGAUAAAAGAAGCCAUAGAGAAGAAUGCUCAGCUGCAGUCCCUGGAAUUGGCACACGCUGACCAGCUCACCAAAGAGAAGAUUGAGGAGCUGAAUAAAACGAGAGAGGAACAAAUUCAGAAGAAACAAAAGAUUUUGGAGGAACUGCAGAAAGUGGAGCGAGAGUUACAGCUGAAAACUCAGCAGCAGCUAAAGAAGCAAUAUCUAGAGGUAAAAGCGCAAAGAAUUCAGCUCCAGCAGCAGCAGCAGCAGCAACAGUCUUGCCAGCAUCUGGGACUACUGACUCCUGUUGGGGUAGGAGAACAACUCUCAGAGGGAGACUAUGCACGAUUACAGCAAGUGGACCCCAUCUUGCUUAAAGAUGAUACUCAGCAAGCUGCUGCGCAGACGGGUUUUGCACCAAUUCAGCCUCUGGCGAUGCCACAAGCUUUGCCUCUGGCAGCAGGUUCCUUACCUCCAGGGUCCAUCGCAAAUCUUACAGAACUGCAAGGUGUUAUAGUUGGACAGCCAGUAUUGGGCCAAGCACAACUAGCAGGGCUGGGGCAAGGAAUACUGACAGAAACACAGCAAGGGUUAAUGGUAGCCAGCCCUGCUCAGACGCUCAAUGACACGCUGGAUGACAUCAUGGCAGCUCUAUGGCAAGAUGAGGGGCGUGUGCCUGAGGAAAGGCAGGUGUCCGAGAAGGUGUUAGCCCAGAGGUGCAGAGGUGUGGAGCUCGUCCUGCCUACGCUGCGAGAGUUAUUGGAGUACGAUAAUG
Molecule: messenger RNA, 3079 nt
Organism: Phaethon lepturus (White-tailed tropicbird)
Lineage: Eukaryota; Metazoa; Chordata; Aves; Phaethontiformes; Phaethontidae
Product: ankyrin repeat domain-containing protein 17-like
Exons: 19
Biological process (GO): innate immune response
Cellular component (GO): cytoplasm
Molecular function (GO): protein binding
Source: RefSeq, a predicted model, not a curated record